AUGUGGUGGUUGCGAGGCGCAGGCAGGAUGAUGCGGAGGCUGGUGUGUGGUCGCCUGGCUUCCCUCUGGUUGUUGAAGGCUCUUCUUCUCUUCGUGGUGGUGGUUUUUGCUGGUCAGCUGUUAGGAACCAUCUUCAACAGGGGCAAUGUCCAACCAGCUGUACAGUCCAUCUUCUCCUCCCCUGAUGCUCAGGGCCUCCCCUUGGGCUCCUGUCAGCCCCACACCCACAUCAUGUUCCUCAAAACACACAAGACGGCCAGCAGCACGGUGCUCAACAUGCUUUACCGCUUCGGAGACGAGCACGAGCUCCGCUUCGCCCUGCCGCUGGGAUACCAGCUGGGCUACCCGCUGCCCUUCAAUGCUCACAGGGUCAAAGGUUACCGAGGUCCCAGAGCCAUCGAGUUCCACAUCAUGGGCAACCACAUGAGGUUCAAUAAGCCAGAGGUGGAGAAAGUGAUGCUCGCAGACACGUUCUACUUUUCCAUCAUCAGGGAACCUGUGGCUCUGGCUGAGUCUUCCUUCGCCUAUUAUAAAGAAGUUGCUCCAGCAUUUCGGAAAGCCAAAGGAUUAGGGGACUUUGCUGAUGACCCUAGGAAAUUCUAUGACCCUCAUCUCCGCAACAACCACUACGCCAAAAAUCUGCUGUGGUUUGACUUUGGCCUGGAUCACAAUGCUAAUUUUUCCUUGGCAUUGGCUCGGCGUGGGGAGGACUUGAUCCGACAGACCUUUAAGCUGAUUUUAGUGUCUGAGUACUUUGACCAGUCGAUGAUUCUCCUGAGGCAUGCUCUCUGUUGGCCGCUGGACGCCGUUGUUUCAUUCAGCCUUAAUGCUCGACAGCAGAAGCCAAGCAUCAAUGGAGGAAUGAGUGGAAGCUGGGUAGGCAAAGCAGCUGCUGGCGUUGGUCUUAAAGGUGGGAAUAAACAAGCAAAAGUGCCCCCAAAUCAGUCACUAACAGAGAAUCAGCGGGAAAGGUUGCGACAAUGGAACGCCUUAGACUGGUCCUUGUACAGAGCCUUCAACAGGACCUUCUGGGAAGAUGUCAACAGGUUUGGUCAUACUCAAAUGGAGCGAGAGGUAGCUCUGCUCAGGAUGCGUCGGGAAGUUUUGGCUCGAGUUUGUCUCAGAGAUGGAGGGAAGCCUGUAGAGGCUCACCGGAUCAGAGAUAAAAACAUCCGGCCUUUCCAGAGCGGUUUAGUGAAAAUCCUUGGCUAUGAGCUGCAGCCUGGGCUGGACAAUGUCACCCGGACGUCCUGCGUGAGGAUGAUCAGGCCUGAGAUCCAAUACAAAGACUUGUUAGACUUCAAGCAGUUUCCACAGACCUCUGUCGUCCAGGUUCCGCCAGGACAGCAGAACCAGGUCCUUAUGGUAGCUGUCGGUGGAGCCUUUUUAAGUCUGGAUUCAUCCAGGAAAAGAGAGACUAAAGAGGAGGGCAAUAAAGACUGGGAUAGAAGUAAUUUCUUCAAGAGGAACCAAACUUUAGUACAAAUGCAUGAAAAAAGAAUGUUUAGAUAG
Molecule: messenger RNA, 1512 nt
Organism: Nematolebias whitei (Rio pearlfish)
Lineage: Eukaryota; Metazoa; Chordata; Actinopteri; Cyprinodontiformes; Rivulidae
Gene: gal3st4
Product: galactose-3-O-sulfotransferase 4
Exons: 4
Coding region: 1-1512 (503 amino acids)
Biological process (GO): glycolipid biosynthetic process
Cellular component (GO): membrane
Molecular function (GO): galactosylceramide sulfotransferase activity
Source: RefSeq, a predicted model, not a curated record